AUGUCCAUGCCGGCGGAUCGCUCUCGUCCACGGGAAUCUUCCUCUCCUCCCUAUGGCGGCAUGGCAGCCGAGAGACUCGCCGACGAUCUGCUCGUCGAGAUCCUCGCGCGCGUCCCCGCAAGAUCAGUUUGCCGCUUCAAGUGCGUCUCCAAGGACUGGCUCAGCCUCAUCGACCACCCCGAUCACCGCAGGAAGCUCCCUCAAACCCUAGCAGGCUUUUUUUACACUAGGAGCGACAACGGGGAGUUGCCUCUGGAAACAGAAGUCCGCUUCGCCGGUGUCUCGGGGAAACGCUGCCCUCCAGUCGACACCUCUUUUGCCUUCCUGCCCAGCCACCGGCGCGUCGAUCUACUAGACUGCUGCAAUGGCCUCCUCCUCUGUCGCUGGUAUGGCGUUUCCGCUCUUGGUGAUGAGUUUUGUUACAUCGUGUGCAAUCCUGCCACGAAGGAGUGGGUUUCGUUGCCCGACCGUAGCCAUGAAAACAAGGUGGGCAUAGAGCGUCUGGGUUUCGAUCCGACCAUGUCUUCCCACUUCUAUGUGUUUGUGUUGCUAGAGAAUGUCAACUUUAAUGCCUACCUUGCUGAAGUGGAAGUGUAUUCGUCGGAAACCAAGAGAUGGGUUUACAAGGAAAUUGGAUGGAACAAAAGAAUUGUGCUUCCCGCUGAGCAGUCUAGCGCUGUCUUCCUCAACGGUUGUUUGCAUUUUUACUCCUUCGGCAAAAGGUCACCCUUUUUUAUAGGUGUGGUAGACACGGCGGGGGAAACAUCAAUGAACUUCCAUAUCCUUGAUAAUUUGAAUAAUGGUUUUAUUCAGCACUCACAGGACUGUCUGCAUUAUGCCAAGUUCAAGAGAGGUGAUGGUAAUGUGGUUUGA
Triticum turgidum subsp. durum (durum wheat) is the source of this 873-nucleotide messenger RNA. The record is from the annotation of a GenBank genome assembly. NCBI's taxonomy places the organism in Eukaryota, Viridiplantae, Streptophyta, Magnoliopsida, Poales, Poaceae.